Messenger RNA from Botrytis byssoidea, 1617 nucleotides. RefSeq lists its product as uncharacterized. The transcript has 3 exons. Gene Ontology annotation, molecular function: RNA helicase activity; ATP binding; mRNA binding. Lineage: Eukaryota; Fungi; Ascomycota; Leotiomycetes; Helotiales; Sclerotiniaceae. Gene Ontology annotation, cellular component: cytoplasmic stress granule; P-body. The record is from RefSeq and is a predicted model, not a curated record. Bases 1 to 1617 code for a protein of 538 amino acids. Gene Ontology annotation, biological process: P-body assembly; cytoplasmic stress granule assembly.
AUGGCUGAUGAGCUGGCAAAUAAGCUAGCGGCUACAAAGAUCAAUGAUAAUGCUUCCUCGGACAACUGGAAAGCUGGUCUUAACAUCCCAGUGAAAGAUACGAGGCAACAGACAGAGGAUGUUACCGCCACCAAAGGUCUCGAAUUCGAAGAUUUCUCCAUCAAGCGAGAGCUGUUAAUGGGCAUUUUCGAAAUGGGUUACGAGAAACCAUCCCCAAUUCAAGAAGAGGCAAUCCCCGUGGCCCUUACAGGUCGAGACAUACUGGCUAGAGCGAAGAACGGUACCGGUAAAACUGCCGCCUUCGUUAUCCCUGCACUCGAACGCAUCAACCCCAAAAACACCAAAGUACAAUGUCUCAUUCUGGUACCUACUCGAGAACUAGCUCUCCAAACUUCACAAGUCUGCAAAACUCUUGGUCAACAUCUUGGCAUCAAUGUUAUGGUUACUACUGGUGGUACUACCUUACGAGAUGACAUCCUGCGUCUCCAAGAGCCCGUUCACAUUAUCGUCGGUACACCUGGUAGAAUCCUCGACUUAGCUGGAAAGAAUGUGGCCGACCUCAGUGAGUGCAAUAUGUUUGUCAUGGAUGAAGCUGAUAAACUACUCUCACCUGAAUUCACCAUCGUCAUCGAACAAUUACUCCAAUUCCAUCCAAAGGAUCGACAGAUCAUGCUCUUCAGCGCAACAUUCCCAAUGACAGUCAAAGACUUUUCGGAUAAAAACAUGGUCGACCCCUACGAAAUUAAUCUCAUGGACGAGCUCACUCUGCGCGGUAUUACUCAGUUUUACGCAUUUGUUGAAGAGAAAGAGAAAGUGCAUUGUCUCAAUACUUUGUUCUCAAAAUUACAAAUCAACCAGUCGAUCAUCUUUUGCAACUCCACAAAUCGAGUCGAGCUUCUUGCCAAGAAGAUUACCGAAUUAGGCUAUUCAUGUUUUUAUAGUCAUGCUCGUAUGAUUCAAGCCAACAGAAACCGCGUUUUCCACGACUUUCGAAAUGGUGUCUGCCGCAAUCUUGUUUGCUCCGAUUUACUUACUCGUGGUAUUGACAUUCAAGCUGUGAAUGUUGUUAUCAAUUUCGAUUUCCCUAAGAACGCUGAAACUUAUCUUCAUCGUAUUGGUAGAUCUGGCCGAUUUGGACAUCUCGGUCUCGCUAUCAACCUCAUUAGUUGGGAGGACCGCUUCAACUUGUAUAAUAUCGAGCGUGAACUUGGGACAGAGAUUGCUCCAAUUCCACAAAUUAUCCCGAAGAACCUAUAUGUUUACGAGACUCCCGAAAACAUCCCCCGUCCUGUGUCCAAUUUCCAAACCAACACCCGCCAGGCAUCAGGACCAGGACGGGAUCAGCAACAACCCACGCAGCACGCUGGGAAUCAGAGGAGCGGUGGUCAAUAUAAUAAUUAUAAUAAUGGACGUCAGAGUGGCCCAGGCCAAAACCAGAGUCAAGGACAAGGACAGGUACAGGGACAAGGACCGAGACAAAACCAAGGUCAGCGUCAAAACUAUUCCAGGGGCCGAGGCGGAUUUGGUGGUGGUAGAGGAAGCGGUCAAGGACCACGACAAAACGGUUACGACAACUCAAGAGGAGGUCGAGGUCAGGGUCCUCCACCAGCUCAAUAG